AGAGAUCAGAACAACCCCAGCCCUGUACAGCAGGCUAUUAUUGCCCUACAACAAGGAUGACAGAAUCUGAUUUAGUUCCCUGCCCUCCAGGCUUCUUUUGUCCAGAAGGUUCAUCCCAGCCAUCUCCAUGUGCACCAGGUACAUAUGCCCCUGGACAGAACCAUACAACAUGUAUCAUCUGUCCGGUUGGGUUUUACUGUAUAGAACAGGCUGUAACUAUGGUCCCUUGUCCGUGGAAAAUUUACUGCAAGCUGGGAAGUAGUGCUCCUGUUUGUGACUUACUGCCGCACGGAUCAGAGGGCACUAAUGUUUCCAUCAGUUCAUCAAAAGACAAGGGUCACCCGUACACGACACGAACCACAGUGACUACUCUGAAGGCUGUAUGUGUUGACUGCCACCUCCCAGUUGUCUCCUACACAUGGAGUGUGCGACAUUGUUUACAAAGUCUCAGUAUGGAGGAGUGCCGGAACUGUGAUUUCCAUGUCCUUCAACAUAGCAGUAACUUGGACACAAUCACUCUUGACAGACCUGCGAAAAAUAUUGCGCAUUGGGACUACUUGGCUGUUUAUGUCACAGGUGAAGGAUCCACCCCGUUAACUGAAGAAAUGGUUCACAAGAUAGAUGAUGUCACAAACGAAUUGUCUUUUAAUGAUUCAGACUCAUUGUACAAUUCACUACAUAAAUUAACAAGCUGUGUACAUAUGAUAAAUCUGGAUGAGGCACCUGAUCCUUCAGGUCAACCUAAACAUACAAUACAAACUGCAGAGGUACGCGGCCAUGUAAUCAACAAGCUGAGUGAGAUAGAUGCAAAGGAUGCACAGAUAGUAAAUGCUCUCAGUCUUACACUCAGCACAGUCGUUAAAAAACCAGACCAAAUCACCAGUAAGGCAAAGACCCAAUCUGUAUCUAUAUACAGCAAACUGGUGAAGGCUUACAAGAAUUCAUCUGCUGAGGUCACACAAACAGAUCUUGCUGUCACAGCUAGCCUUUUAGUGAGCGGAUUCGGAUCUCUGGUGUUCAACACAGUUAAUGAAACCAAAGAACAGAGUGAGGAAAACAAGGGGUCUACAAAGACUCUCUUGUCCUUGGUAACGGAUGUGAUGGAUGUGAUGCAGACUGACCAGGAAGUGGAUGGCCCACCCAUCACCAUUGUCACCCCCUCUAUCUACCUCUCUAUGAACAAGAUGAAGCCCGGCAAUUUGACAAGAAUCUCCAUGGAGCCUGUGAAGACCAAUGGGUCAAAGAUCAGUCUAACCAUUCCUGAUGACCUUGACCUCACAGGCAACAAUGACUCAAUCUCCAUGCAGACAGUGUGGCUCGGGCUCGGUGACCACCCUACUAUACCGGAGUGUAUAUACUGGCCUGUUCCCAACGCUACACGACUUAACCUGGGUGCACGUUGGAAAGAGAGUGUCGCCAUGGUAACAUCAGGUGUCCAGUCUCUCACUCUUAAGGACUCUCACAACAAGCCAGUCCACAUGAACAACCUCAAGUCACCAUUGAAACUUUCAUUUGACUUUGAUGAUGUGGCGACUAGUGCCAAGAUUCCUCUCAAGCUGAUCAUCCAGAAACAGGGUAAGACAUUUGAUCAGGUUGUGAGACAUGCAAGGCCGGGUACCACCACCUUCAACAUCACCCUGACCCGAGGAAACACCCAGACAUUCGUGCUCGACCUGCCACAAAACUUGUCUUCCAUUAAACUUGGCAUAAGUGAGGAGGGUGAAGUUAAUAUUAAAGAACUGGUUGCCACUGGAUUUAGAUACCCUGGAGACAUUGAGCUGAUAAAUGCCGUGUAUGGAAGAGGUAAUGGUGACGGUGGUGAUGUUUUGGACAACAUCACCAGGUACUGCCAGGAGUGUGAUCAUCGCUGCUGUAAAGACAACACUUCCUCCUGUAUUGGAAUAUAUGCCGGCUGUGGCAUGUUCUGUAGCCAUCUCCCAAAUAUCAACAUGACAGCAAACUGCACCGAUUUGAACGAAGAUUUGACAGCAAAAGAUACCCCGGGCAAUGUAAUUUCAGGAAAAACCAUAUAUCUGUCAGCUCGUGAGCCAAAGCUGGAAGAAAGCAAUGUAACAUCUUAUGUACUCUACUUUACUGUGAGCGUUGACAUUACCGACACCCAAACUAGAGAAGAGUUGAUGUUACGUGACCCAGGCUGUCUGGGAAACGAGACCAUCAGUGAAUGUUAUGUAUUUUUGGACCUGACUACCACCCUGCGGAGCUUUCACCUGGGAUGUUACUACUGGGAUGUUGAAAAGGAUGACUGGACACAAGAAGGAAUGCAGGUUUGUUAA
Messenger RNA from Mya arenaria, 2294 nucleotides. RefSeq lists its product as uncharacterized. The record is from RefSeq and is a predicted model, not a curated record. Bases 57 to 2294 code for a protein of 745 amino acids. Lineage: Eukaryota; Metazoa; Mollusca; Bivalvia; Myida; Myidae. The transcript is spliced from 15 exons.